CGGGCAGCUCGGCGCACGAAACCAAACGUGGUAAAGCCGUGUGAAACGAACCGGAGAGGAAAGCAAAGGAAAGCCAGGACAGGACGCCGGAAACGAGACCAUGCGGCUCCCCCACGCGUCAGACCUCCGCGCCUUCCUCGCCGCGGCCGCCGUCGCGCACCUCUCAUCCUCCCCGGCCUCCCGCGCCUCCCCGUGCGUGCCCCCUCCCCCGCCGCCGCGACUCCGCGCUUUCGCCUCCUCCCGCGCCUCGCCGCCCCCAACGUCCUCUUCGCCCUCGCCCUCGCCCUCGGGGCCCCUCGCCUCGGCGGGUGCUUCCGCCGCCGCCGCCUGCGAGCAGGGGGUGACGAAGGCCGCUAUCUGCACGGCCGACGAGCUACACUAUGCUCCCGUGCCGGGCACUGAGUGGCGGCUCGCGAUGUGGCGGUACCGCCCACCGCCUGAGGCGCCGAAGAGGAACCACCCGCUGAUGCUGCUGUCCGGCGUGGCCACCAACGCUAUUGGGUUCGACCUGUCCCCGGGGGCUUCAUUUGCUCGUCAUAUGUCUAUGCAAGGAUUCGAUACAUGGAUUGUUGAAGUGCGUGGUGCGGGCCUGAGCAUGCGUGGAUCAGAACUAGCUGCAGCUAACACCAAGUCUGACAUGCCCCCUUAUUCUGGUUUGGAUAAAAGUUCUACACUGAAAGCAAAUGUUAUUGUUCCUUCCAAGGAUAUGUCCACUUCUCAACCUCAAAUUUCUGAAGUUCCAGUAAUAGCAGAUAAGAACAUAGUAGGAAAAAGUACAUCGGAAGAACCACAGCUGGUGACGAAGUUAUCAAAUGCUUUGGCACGAUUGGGUGAAACAUUCUCAAGUUAUGUAAAAGAUAGCCGGCUGAGAAACAUCGCUGAUAGUUUUUUUGAUAGAGUGUCAGAACUUGUUCCUGAUGCCUCAUUAGCUAGUCUUGAGGAGGUUUCAGAAACGAUUCUAGGUUUGUUGGAAUUGCCCCAGACAUCAGUGAUAUCUGAUCAGAUUGGCAAUUUAAGCCAGCGCCUUGUGAAGAUUCUUGGGGAAGACCAACAAAAUGUCUCCCCUCGGAUAUUUGGCUGGCAAGAACGCCUAUCUGCAACCAUAGAAGACCUCCAGAAACAAUUGGAGCUUAUUAUUAGCUACAAUUGGGACUUUGAUCAUUAUUUGGAGGAGGAUGUACCUACAGCGAUGGAUUAUAUAAGAAAGCAUAGCGUCACAAAGGAUGGGAAAUUGCUUGCCAUUGGUCAUUCCAUGGGAGGAAUAUUACUGUAUGCAAUGGUGUCAAAAUGUGGAUUCAAAGGGGCUGAGCCAGAGCUGGCAGCAAUUGUUACUUUGGCUUCAUCAGUUGACUACACAACAUCCAAUUCCUCACUCAAGUUGCUAUUGCCUUUUGCAGAUCCAGCUGAAAUGUUGGGUGUUCCAGCUAUCCCACUAGGAACAUUACUGUCUACAACCUAUCCUAUAUCAUCCCGUGCACCAUAUAUUGUGUCACUGCUGCGUUCUCAAAUUUCAGCCGAGGACAUGAUGGACCCUGAACUGCUUUCAAAGCUCAUCUUGAAUAACUUUUGCACAGUACCAGCAAAGGUUCUGUUGCAGCUGAGGACCGCAUUCUGUGAUGGUGGGCUGCGCAACAGGACUGGCACCUUUUUCUUCAAAGAGCAUCUUCACAAAAUCAAAGUUCCAGUACUUGCCCUUGCUGGAGAUGAGGAUCUGAUUUGCCCCCCAGAAGCUGUAUACGAAACCGUGAAAUUAAUUCCUCAGCAUUUGGUCACGUACAAGGUUUUCGGGAACCCCGAAGGCCCUCACUAUGCACAUUAUGACUUAGUUGGAGGGCGGAAGGCUGUCCAUGAAGUGUACCCGUGUAUAAUAGAGUUUCUCUCCCGACAUGACGAAGUGUCUUCUUAAGUUCUCAAGAUCAGAAAAGUUACAGUACAAUGGUCAACCCCUCAUUGAGACACACGGUCAAAUCUGUUAGAUAAUUGAAUACGAGUAAUAUCCCGUGUUAUAAGUGGUUCUUUGCAUAUUGCUUACAUGUACAUGUAUAUAUAUUGGUCUAUAAUCUUUAUGGAAUACAAGUUAUUCGUAAUAUAAUAUUAGAGCUAGUUUUUUCUGCA
Molecule: messenger RNA, 2115 nt
Organism: Phragmites australis (common reed)
Lineage: Eukaryota; Viridiplantae; Streptophyta; Magnoliopsida; Poales; Poaceae
Exons: 9
Coding region: 101-1906 (601 amino acids)
Biological process (GO): proteolysis
Molecular function (GO): serine-type endopeptidase activity
Source: RefSeq, a predicted model, not a curated record